Molecule: messenger RNA, 1293 nt
Organism: Rotaria sordida
Lineage: Eukaryota; Metazoa; Rotifera; Eurotatoria; Philodinida; Philodinidae
Source: the annotation of a GenBank genome assembly
AUGUUAACUAUGAACUACAAGAACGCAUACCGCCAAUAUAAUCUUAAGACUAACAAGAACAAUAUAACAGAUGAAUCAUUUUCUAUACAUAAACAUCAACAACAAGAACAUAAGAAAAUUUAUAUACGGAAAAAAUCUGAUGGGUUAAUAUGUCGUAUUUGUGAAGGACCAGCACAUGGUUAUAAUUUCGAUACUAUUUCAUGUGAAUCAUGUAAAGCAUUUUUUCGACGAAAUGCUUUAAGAUCUAAUAGAAAACUUGUAUGUCGAGCUAAUGAUGGUCAAUGUAUUAUAACAGUGACAACACGAAAACAAUGUAAAGCGUGUCGAUUAGCGAAAUGUUUUGAAAAAGGUAUGCGAGCAGAUUGGAUAUUAACAGAUGAAGAACGUAUAAAGAAAAGAUGGAAAGUUGAAGAAAAUCGUCGUCGUCUUCGUCAAAUACUUUGUCCAAAUUCAUUCGAAUCCGAUGAAUCAUCAUACAUUCCAUUGAAAAAUGAACCAUUGGAAAAUCAAGAUAUAAAAUUUUCUCCUGUUCUAUUUCCAAUAGUAUUAUCAUUGGAAGAUUUAAAUAAAAUCAAACAAAUUCAACAAGCAUAUAUAGAUUCUGUUCGUUUAACAUCAUUACCACCAUCAAUUCCUUCAUACCCACAUAUAGUACGAAUAGAUACUCCAUUGGAUAUGUUAAAUUUUCCAGUAAAUAUUCAAGCAUCACGUCUUAUAACGUAUUUUAAACUUCUACCGGAAUUUUCAUCUUUAAAUGACAAUGAUAAAUUAAUUUUAAUUAAAUAUAAUACAUUUACAUUAGUAUUUAUACGUUUAGCAUUAAAUUAUAAUCCAUUAAAUGAUAGUUAUCAUGAACAUGAUACAAAUGAUUGUGCAUUUUCUGGUAGAGAUUUUAUUCAAUGUUUUAGUUUACAUCAAUAUGCUCAAUCAACACGUUCUAUUGUUCGAUUAUUAGAUGCAUCACAAAAUGAUCGUCUUAUAACACAAAUAUUAUUAAUAAUUAUAUUAUUUUCAAAAGGUUCAUCAAUUUGUACAUAUAUAGAUGAAGCUGAACCAAUAGUACAAGAUAUAAUAUCGAUAUAUUAUGCACAAAAUAUUUUCAUUGAUUUAUUAUGGAAAUAUUGUGAAAUGAAAUAUGGUUAUAGGAAAACAAUUCACAUUUGGUUAAAACUUGUUACAUCAUCAAUAGAAACACAUUUACAAGCAUAUAAUAUUCGAUUGAAUUAUGUUAAAAAUGAAUUUAUUGCAGAUCAACUUGUACCACUUAUGAAAUCAGUUACAUUAAUUGUCUAA